Molecule: messenger RNA, 736 nt
Organism: Aspergillus eucalypticola CBS 122712
Lineage: Eukaryota; Fungi; Ascomycota; Eurotiomycetes; Eurotiales; Aspergillaceae
Exons: 2
Coding region: 39-503 (154 amino acids)
Source: RefSeq, a predicted model, not a curated record
GGGACAUCCUCUAUAUCGGAAGGUAGUAUAGGUAUGUGAUGCACCUUCCAACAUUAACGGUUCUAGCUAAAUUAGUACGUAGGAGAGAUUCUUCAUUAUUGCUGAAUUUGGGUAGCAAGAAAAAGCAGAGUGCAUUCUAUCAAAGAAUGUCCGAUCCCGGCAAGUCCCAGCCAAUGACAGCCAAUGCAGAGUGUGGGCGGGGAAAUAGCGGCCUCCCACUGAUCGACUUUGGGGGACAGCCACCGAUUCUGAGGCAGUCUUCUACUACAGUAGUCAAGACGUUAUACUUCUAUCUUUCUUUCCACUCACCUACAGUAUCGAUUCUUGAUUUUUUUUUAAUCAGCCCACGUUGCUCUCCAGACCCAUCGGUCCAAAUCCUUCUUACCGACCAAUCCGUGCGCCGCAGCUUCUCACGCGUCUGCCAAGACCCGAGAGCGGUGUUCCUUCUGGGGCUCUCAUUGCGACGAAAGUGGUUCUCUACGGGCCUGUGGAUGAAGUUUUAGUCCUCAGUAGUAUGAGAGGAAGUACCACUUGGACUCCUUCUUUUUUUAUUCCUGACUCAGGUUUAUCCUUCCACAAGGUCGGCAAGGGGAAGGAAGAGCUUUCUUACCAGAAAAGCAGACGGUACGACAACCGUGCGACAACACAUCCGAGCCAUGUCUGCAAGGGAGCAACCUUCAUCUGAUCAACACCUUAUCUUUCCCUGGAACUACUACUAAUUAGGAGAGAGCAGCAA